AUGUCGUCAUCUUCAUCUGAUGAAAAUGAUGAAAUCGAGGAGAGAUUGGGUGAUAUUAUCGAAGAUUUCAUUGACGAAAUUUAUGACGAUAUAGUGGAGGCCGAACCCAUACCGCAAAGGACCCGUAGUUAUACUGAACGACACCGCGAAGGAGGACAGCACCAGCUAAGCAAUGACUACUUCAACGACGACCAUUCGAUAUAUUCGAUACAAACUUUCAGACGCCGAUUCCGCAUUAAUAAGGGAUUAUUCAUGCGUAUUUUUGAUGGCCUUGAACAAUUCUCUUCAUUCUUUCAGCAAAGAAAAGAUGCAACGGGGAGGUGGGGUCUUACUGCACUACAAAAAUGUACGGCAGCAAUUCGUCUACUUGCUUAUGGAAAUUCGGCUGACACAGUUGACGAAUAUCUCCGACUUGGUGAGAGCACUGCACUUUCUUGUUUACAUCAUUUCACUGAUGGGAUAAUACAGUUAUUCGGAGAUGAGUAUCUGCGACGACCCACAGCAGAGGAUCUUCAACGACUACUCGAUAUGGGAGAGAAACGAGGGUUUCCUGGGAUGGUCGGGAGCAUUGACUGUAUGCACUGGGAGUGGAAAAAUUGUCCAACCGCUUGGAAAUGA
Brassica napus (rape) is the source of this 618-nucleotide messenger RNA. RefSeq lists its product as uncharacterized. The transcript has a single exon. NCBI's taxonomy places the organism in Eukaryota, Viridiplantae, Streptophyta, Magnoliopsida, Brassicales, Brassicaceae. The record is from RefSeq and is a predicted model, not a curated record. Bases 1 to 618 code for a protein of 205 amino acids.